Molecule: messenger RNA, 1702 nt
Organism: Camellia sinensis
Lineage: Eukaryota; Viridiplantae; Streptophyta; Magnoliopsida; Ericales; Theaceae
Product: putative glycosyltransferase At3g07620
Molecular function (GO): glycosyltransferase activity
Source: RefSeq, a predicted model, not a curated record
UCAAGAAUAGUAGUGAUAUGCGGCAAAGAAUAACUUGCAUUGAAGUAAUGCAUCAAAUCACAUACCCCACUCACCAACUCAACUCUCUUUACAUAUGAUCACCUUAUCUAAAGGGUUAUUGAUUGUUACUUGGGUAUAGUCUUGGAAGAGAAAAGAUUAGUUUCAAGAUGUGGCUUCCAAAGAAGCCCCUUUGGGCUCCAUCUUUGUCCUACUCAAUCACUGUUUCAGUACUCCUACUUGUCACCCCUUUGCUUGUCUUCUCACUAGUUGGUUGUACCCUUGGUCCUCAGAGAUCUUGGUUUUCAUUCCACUCUCCUUGGCCUUGGAGAGUUGGUUUUUUCAGUUCUUAUUCUCUGCCUGUGAAUGAAGAACUAGACAGGCCUCCUAAUUUGGAAGGUUCCUUCUUAUUGAAUAGUUCAUUAGCGCACACACUGCUGGCUGAAGAAACAGCUCUUCAAUCUCUAAAAGAAGAACAAUCAUCUACAACAAGCCCUGCCAGUGCCAAAAGCUUUCCUGGACAAAUCAAGAGAUACACAAGGCUACAGAGGCAAGAAGCAGCUCUAGCCAAAGCCCGAUCCUCCAUUAGAGAGGCCGCAUCCCAAAACAACAACAUGAAAUCGAACCACACCGAUCCAGACUGCGUUCCUCAAGGCCCCAUCUACCGUAACGCCAAUGCAUUUCACCGGAGCUAUCUGGAGAUGGAGAAAUUGUUCAAGAUAUAUGUGUAUGAAGAAGGGGAGCCACCAAUGUUCCACAAUGGUCCGUGCCGGAGUAUAUAUUCGACCGAGGGACGGUUCAUCAUGGAAAUGGAGAAGGGGAAUUUUUACAGGACCAAGGACCCUGACCAGGCUCUUGUGUUCUUCCUUCCGUUUAGUGUGGUGAUGAUGGUUCAGUACCUCUAUGUACCUGGUGCGCUUGAGUACCAUGCCAUAGGCCGAGCAGUCGUAGACUACAUAGACAUUGUAGCUCGGAGACAUCCCUUCUGGAAUCGCAGCCUCGGCGCAGAUCACUUCAUGCUCUCUUGCCAUGACUGGGGGCCACACACAACAUCUUACGUACCACACCUAUACAACAACUCUAUCAGAGUUCUCUGCAAUGCCAACACUUCCGAAGGAUUCAAUCCAUCCAAAGACGUUCCCCUUCCAGAAAUCCAUCUCCGAACAGGCGAAAUCAUGGGUCUCCUAGGCGGCCCCUCUCCUUCCCACCGCCCAAUCCUAGCCUUCUUCGCAGGCCGCCUCCAUGGCCACAUUCGACACCUCCUCUUAAAUCACUGGAAAGAAAAAGACCGUGACAUCCAAGUCUACAACAACCUUCCAGACGGAGUCUCCUACAAAUCAAUGUUGAAAAAUAGUCGAUUUUGCCUAUGUCCUAGCGGGUACGAGGUUGCCAGUCCACGUGUCGUGGAGGCAAUCUACGCGGAGUGUGUUCCUGUCUUAAUUUCGGAUGGUUAUGUACCGCCAUUCAGCGAUGUUUUAAAUUGGAAAGCGUUUUCAAUUAGCGUGGCGGUUAAGGAUAUACCAAAUAUUAAGAAAAUACUUAUGGGUAUUUCUCAGAAUCAGUAUUUGAGAUUGCAUAGGAGAGUGAAACAAGUGCAGAAGCAUUUUGUGAUCAAUGGACCUCCUAAGAGGUUUGACAUUUUUCACAUGGUUAUUCACUCUGUUUGGCUCCGGAGGUUGAAUGUUCACAUCCAGGAUUGAGAUUA